AACUUCACUACAACACAUCAUUCAAAAAUAUAAAUUAAGAAUGGUAAUGAUGUACGUGGCAAAGAAAUUGCAACCUGAGAAAGCACAAAGCUCGUUUUUAAAUAAUUGCUGCAAUUAUAGUCAAUCAUUAUUCUGACCAAUUAUUUGACGAGAUGUCUUUAUUUUGACUCGUGAGUCUUAAAGUUUAGCAAAAAAUCAUGGAACAUUUUACCGAUAUUAUAUGGCUUUCAUUAGCCAUCGUGGGUUGUUAUAUAGCUGGAAUGUUACCUUUGUCCAUAACUUUGUCAGAGAAUAAAUUACACAUGGUAACGGUUUUUGGUGCUGGUUUGUUGGUUGGUACCCUGGCUGUUAUCAUACCUGAAGGAGUCACUGCCCUCUACGAUGGCGAUGAUAUUCAUGAACAUCACCUUGAACAUCAUGAUAAAACAACUGCUAUGUCUGAGGCUACUCAAGAUACAAGCUUUCUGACUAAAUUCACUUCUCUGCCAGAACUAGAAACUCAUGUUUACAUAGGUGGUGCUUUAUGUCUUGGGUUUGUCUUUAUGCUUAUGGUAGAUCGUUGUUGUGGAGGACAUUUUGACUUUCACUCUACGACAGAUGUUGAAAAUAAUGCACGAAAAAAUAAUGGGAAUCUUACAGCAACCAUUGGCCUUGUUGUUCAUGCUGCUGCGGAUGGUAUAGCAAUGGGUGCUGCUGCAAUUUCAUCAAAACCUGAAGUAGAGAUGAUUGUAUUUUUGGCAAUUAUGUUGCAUAAAGCACCUGCGGCAUUUGGUCUGACUACAUUUUUACUGCAACAGGGAUUGACAAGGAAUAAAAUAAGAAAACAUUUACUUGUGUUUUCUAUUGCUGCACCACUUUUGGCUAUUUUGUCAUAUAAUGCUAAUUAGUUGGAGUGGUAAAGAAAAUUUCUCAAGCACAAAGGGCACUGGUAUUGCUAUGCUCUUUUCUGCCGGGACAUUCUUGUAUGUAGCUACAGUGCAUGUUUUGCCUGUAACUGUUAGUAUAUCUCAUAAUGACAACUCAUGUGAUGGAACACAUGAUCACGAAAAAAGAAGUGAUCUAUUACCAUUAGUAAUUGGUAUUAUAUUACCACUAAUACUAACAAUCACCAACCAUCAUCAUUAGUAUAAUAGUAUGUAAAAACUACACAGUUUUUCAACUUCAGUCCUUUUAGGGUCAAGCAAUGUUUCUACAUUGUUUAAAACAUUCUGUGCCAGUUUUUAUCAACCGGGUGAAAAAUAUUAACUAAUGGCAAGCAAUGGUGAUUUAUGACAUUUCUUGUAAGACGUCUUUUGAAAAGGUCUUUAAUUUAUUUUUUGUGAAAAAAAUAGUAAGAUUACUAUCAA
Messenger RNA from Xenia sp. Carnegie-2017, 1346 nucleotides. RefSeq names its product zinc transporter ZIP9-like. The record is from RefSeq and is a predicted model, not a curated record. Gene Ontology annotation, molecular function: metal ion transmembrane transporter activity. Gene Ontology annotation, biological process: zinc ion transport; transmembrane transport. Lineage: Eukaryota; Metazoa; Cnidaria; Anthozoa; Malacalcyonacea; Xeniidae. Gene Ontology annotation, cellular component: membrane.